Molecule: messenger RNA, 432 nt
Organism: Rotaria socialis
Lineage: Eukaryota; Metazoa; Rotifera; Eurotatoria; Philodinida; Philodinidae
Source: the annotation of a GenBank genome assembly
AUGGCAUCAACACCAACACCAACACCAGUGUUACCACCAGUUUCAUCAUCAACAAAUGACGGUCAACAAAUAAUAUCGUCACCUUCAUCGCAGCCAAGAAAUGUAAUUCCAUACAUGGAACAACAUCGAACAGCAAUACAAGCUGCACAAUUAGCUAAUCGAUUACAGUAUUUUCAUAUCAGUAGUGAUCAUAAUCCAAUAGGAAGAUCUGUUAUGGUAAAUAAUGCUUCACCGCAGCCAUCAUGGACACAACAUGAAAUAUUAGUUGAAGAUGGAUUGAUCGAGCGAUUCAAAAAUGUAAUCAAUGACUUUAUGAAGCGUCCUGGUCGUCGAUAUGCAUAUGAUGCUAACAUUCGUUGGAGUCUUGAACAUUGCCAUGAAAUAAGCUUUAGUGUUACUAUUUCAAUUAAGAAACCUACUGAUAUAGUUUGA